CCCCGCGCGGGGGCGGUUCCCGGGGCGGCGGCUCCCGGCGGCUCCCGGGCCGCGCUCCGGGCCGCGCGGGCGAUGCCGAAGCUGCUGCCGGCGCAGGAGGCGGCGCGGAUCUAUCACACCAACUACGUGCGCAAUGCGCGCGCCAUGGGCGUCCUGUGGGCCCUCUUCACGCUCUGCUUCUCCAUCCUCAUGGUGGUGACCUUCAUCCAGCCCUAUUGGAUCGGCGACAGCAUCGACACGCCGCAGGCCGGCUACUUCGGCCUCUUCUCCUACUGUAUCGGCAACGCGCUCACGGGCGAGCUCAUCUGCAAGGGCAGCCCGCUCGACUUCGGCACCAUCCCCUCCAGCGCCUUCAAGACCGCCAUGUUCUUCGUGGGCAUCUCCACCUUCCUCAUCGUGGGCUCUAUCCUCUGCUUCAGCCUCUUCUUCUUCUGCAACGCCGCCACCGUCUACAAAGUCUGCGCCUGGAUGCAGCUGGCGGCAGCCACAGGGCUCAUGAUCGGCUGCCUCAUCUAUCCCGACGGCUGGGACUCGGCCGAGGUGAAGCGCAUGUGCGGCGACAAGACGGACAAGUACACGCUGGGCGCCUGCACCGUGCGCUGGGCCUACAUCCUCUGCAUCAUCGGCAUCCUCGACGCCCUCAUCCUCUCCUUCCUCGCCUUCGUGCUGGGUAACCGCCAGGACAACCUCCUCCCUUCCGAUUUCAAAGUGGAAAAUAAAGAAGACGGCAACGAGGGAUAGCGCCAGCAGUAAGCGGCGUUCAACAGCUCUCCCCUUCCUCCCCAAACACACCAACAGCAACSGGGCGUGCGGAGGACAACGCAGGGAGGGACGAGGGGACGGUGGCUCUGCGGCCACGGCGGCACCGCGCUUGGCCGCGGCUGCACAGGAAAGGCGCGUUCCUGCCGUGAGGAAGCAGACGUCCCUGCGAGGGGCAGGAGAGCCCCAAGGGCCACGUGUGGCCCCGCUCGGUGCUGGGGCGCCUACGCUCCCACCUCCAGCUCUUCUCCCGGCAGCAGCAGGGACCUUUAUCUUUUCCUUUGAAAUGACUUUUGCAGGAGCAUUGAGCUUAUCGCCUUCCAUGGAUUUUCUGCAGCUGCUUUGUUCCCGCAAGGGGCUGCUCCAUGACCCCAGCUCCCGCCUGGGAAGAGCCCAGCUGCCCYGGGCACGGCCGCGGCUUCUUUGUACAGCAGCUUUCCAGAAAACGACUUCCGAAUAAAAAAAUAAAGUGA
Messenger RNA from Nothoprocta perdicaria, 1232 nucleotides. It is a transcript of the gene LHFPL5, whose product is annotated as LHFPL tetraspan subfamily member 5. Gene Ontology annotation, biological process: sensory perception of sound; detection of mechanical stimulus involved in sensory perception. Gene Ontology annotation, cellular component: plasma membrane. The coding region runs from base 73 to 741 and encodes 222 amino acids. Lineage: Eukaryota; Metazoa; Chordata; Aves; Tinamiformes; Tinamidae. The transcript has 3 exons. The record is from RefSeq and is a predicted model, not a curated record.